Molecule: messenger RNA, 5242 nt
Organism: Salarias fasciatus (jewelled blenny)
Lineage: Eukaryota; Metazoa; Chordata; Actinopteri; Blenniiformes; Blenniidae
Gene: prkcaa
Product: protein kinase C, alpha, a
Exons: 19
Coding region: 205-2277 (690 amino acids)
Biological process (GO): protein phosphorylation
Molecular function (GO): zinc ion binding; ATP binding; diacylglycerol-dependent serine/threonine kinase activity
Source: RefSeq, a predicted model, not a curated record
GCUGUAUCCACAGGCAGGGGAAGCCCUCAGACAGUCGGUCCAGAGUCUCCGGUGCAGAGCGCCUCUCCCGCCGCUGUCUCCACACCGAGAGGCUCCGAUCACACCUUCACCAGGCUGCUGCAUUCAGUCGUUUCUCCCCUUCUUCCUUUUUUUUUUUUUUUUUUUUGUUUUGUUAAUAAUUUUUAAUUUCGGAUUCUUGCGGGCAUGGCUGAUGUAAGUUUCAACGAGUCGUCCACCGCGGACGUCGCGAACAGGUUCGCUCGGAAAGGCGCUCUGAGGCAAAAGAACGUCCACGAGAUCAAGAACCACAAAUUCAUCGCGCGCUUCUUCAAGCAGCCGACUUUCUGCAGCCACUGCACCGACUUCAUCUGGGGAUUUGGAAAACAAGGAUUCCAGUGCCAAGUUUGCUGUUUUGUGGUCCACAAGAGGUGCCAUGAAUUUGUCACGUUUUCCUGCCCAGGGGCAGAUAAGGGCCCCGACACAGACGAUCCCAGAACGAAGCAUAAGUUCAAGAUCCACACCUAUGGGAGCCCGACCUUCUGCGAUCACUGCGGCUCCCUGCUCUACGGCCUCAUCCACCAGGGCAUGAAGUGUGACUCUUGUGACAUGAAUGUUCACAAGCAGUGUGUCAUGAACGUGCCCAGCCUGUGUGGAACCGAUCACACCGAGAGGAGGGGUCGUCUCUAUCUCAAGUGUGAGGUCAGCGUCGACAAGAUGCAGGUCACAGUGGGUGAAGGCAGAAACCUCAUCCCCAUGGACCCGAACGGCCUGUCUGAUCCUUACGUCAAGCUCAAGCUCAUACCAGACCCCAAGAAUGAGACCAAGCAGAAGACCAAAACCAUCCGCUCCAGCCUCAACCCCAAGUGGAACGAGACGUUUACCUUCAAGCUGAAGCCGACAGAUAAGGACCGCAGGCUGUCAGUAGAAGUGUGGGACUGGGACCGGACCACCAGGAAUGACUUCAUGGGAGCCCUCUCCUUCGGCGUGUCGGAGCUCAUGAAGGCUCCCGUCUGCGGCUGGUAUAAACUGUUGUGCCAGGAGGAAGGAGAGUACUACAAUGUCCCCAUCUCAGAGGAGGACGAUGGCAAUGAGGAGCUGAGGCAGAAAUUUGAGGACUGCCAAAUUAACUUUAAUCUAAAGGACCAAGCAGUUGUGGAAGACUCUGAUCAGAAAGCCAAGCUUGGCCCAGGGAAGAAGGUGAUCACCGAGACGGACGACGCCCACUCCGGUCAGCUGCCGUCCAACAGCCUGGAUCAGGUCAAACUCAGCGACUUCACCUUCCUGGCUGUGCUGGGGAAAGGCAGCUUUGGCAAGGUUAUGCUGGCAGAGAUGAAGACGACUGACGAGCUGUACGCCAUUAAGAUCCUGAAAAAGGACGUGGUGAUCCAGGACGAUGACGUUGAAUGUACCAUGGUGGAGAAGAGAGUCCUGGCCCAGCAGGACAAGCCGCCCUUCCUCACAUUUCUCCACUCGUGCUUCCAGACCGUGGACCGUUUGUACUUUGUCAUGGAGUAUGUGAAUGGUGGAGACCUCAUGUACCACAUCCAACAAGUGGGCAAGUUCAAGGAACCUCAGGCAGUGUUCUAUGCAGCAGAGAUCGCUGUUGGUCUCUUCUUCCUGCACAGUAAAGGAAUCAUUUACAGGGACCUGAAGUUGGACAACGUGAUGCUGGACUGCGAGGGACACAUUAAGAUUGCUGACUUUGGCAUGUGCAAAGAGAACAUGUUGGAAGGAGUGUCCACGCGAACCUUCUGCGGCACUCCCGACUACAUCGCCCCAGAGAUCAUCGCAUAUCAGCCAUAUGGACGCUCUGUCGACUGGUGGGCAUAUGGUGUUCUGCUGUACGAAAUGCUGGCAGGGCAGCCUCCAUUCGACGGUGAGGAUGAAGACGAGCUGUUCCAGUCCAUCAUGGAGCACAACGUGUCCUACCCCAAGUCCCUCUCCAAAGAAGCAGUGUCCAUCUGUAAAGGGCUGAUGACCAAACACCCUUCCAAGCGUCUGGGCUGCGGCCUGGAGGGAGAGCGGGACAUCAGAGAGCACGCCUUCUUCAGACGCAUCGAUUGGGAUCGCCUCCAGAACCGGGAGAUCCAGCCUCCCUUCAAGCCUAAAGUGUGCGGCAAAGGAGCGGAGAACUUCGACAAGUUCUUCACUCGCACGCAGCCUCAGCUCACGCCGCCGGACGAGCUGGUCAUCGCCAACAUCGACCAGGCGGAGUUCGCAGGCUUCUCUUUCAUCAACCCACAGUUUAUCCACCCGUCGCUCUCCAACAGCGUAUGAGAAGGACGGGAAACGCUGUGUGAAGAACCUCCCUGCUCACUGCCACCCACUUAACCAAACGCCAACCUAACAUCUGACUACAACUUGACCAAGACCCACAGUAGAUUCAAAAUUAUUGAUGUUGUUCAUAGGAUAAUCAGGAUUUUGUGGCAUCCACAUAUGUUCUGUGCUUUAAUUUCUGUCAUUAUAUAAUAGAGUUGGUCCUUUACACCAAAAUACGUAAUGUCUUCAGUUUAAUUAUUAGCAUUCGCUGCAUAUAAGGUUGUGCUUCCUUAACCUGGACACACUGAGACAGGAGUGUGUUCAGGGCUUUUAUAAAAGUGUAUAUUAUACAUCUUAUUGUCUAAAUUAAUCUCAGUAGAUAAAGAUGAUUGCCUGCAGAUCGAUGUAUAAACCAACACAGCAUCACGCAUAUCCUGGUGACCCAAACGAGGCAGUGUCGAAACUCUAUCCAAAUAUGAAGGACAGGCGGUGCAGCCGUUGAAACAGCACCUUAGGAUUCAAUGUUUCUUGUAACAUGUUUACAGUUAUUCUCCUGUUUGAUCGGUUUGUGACGAUGCAUCAUUGAACUGUUUCUCCCAGUGUGCGUAGCAAAUCAACACGUAUGUACCGAAGCAUACUACACACAGCCUGUGGACAUGUAGAUGUGUGAGGCAUGUAGGUAUUAAACAGUUAGUUCCAAUUAAUCAGAGCUUAUCUUUAGUUUCAAACAGGAUUAUUCCAACAUCUGUUGUUUUUUUUUUCCCCUUCCUGACCUGCCAGAUUGUAAACUUACCCCGUCAGUGAUGUAGUGGACACUAUGUGAACACAAGAACUUUAUUCAGCUUAGUGUGAGUGCAGUCUUCAAACAAUCUACCUUGAAAUUGAACCUAAACAGUUUACAGUUUGUCUUGUUUUUCAGUGUUUCUGUCCCGAGCCGUGCCCCUGGCCUCACAUCAAUCUCAUUAACGGCUUCAUGAGAAGGCAGGCGUUUUGAUGAACUAUUUUGUAUUUCUUCUUCUUUUUUUUUUAUGUUUCAUCCAUGCAAUGUUUUGUUGCAUAAUGUUUCGUCCCCUCAAUAUGUUGAUAGAAAAAGUUCUCUUAACUACAGAUACUGCAUAUCAGAUCUUUGUUUAUCAUUCUGUUGUCUUGAGAACAAACUUUUUUUUCCACUUUUGAGUCAUUUUUAGUCAAAAACCUUGUUGUUUCUUGGAUAUCCUGAAUAACACAUUCAUUUGGACUGACCUCUUCUUUUUUGUGUUCUCAUACAUAUCGUUUCAUUACAGCAAAUCAAUACUUUAAUAUAUCCAAAAUCAAUGUUUAACUCAUUUGUAAAUAAUCAUGAGUUAUUUAAAAAGAGUAUAGCAAGUUACAGUUUUUAUACAAACACCUGAAUGUGCUUUUAUUACAUUGAUUAGAUAAGCCGAUAUUUGUAUGUGUAAAGAGCUUAAACAGCGAACAGCCCAGAACACAUCAGCUCUGUACAGCUGGAUGUCUGAAACAGAGUCCAGGGCGAGCAAGUUGUGACAAAUAUCAGUUCUGAUUGUGUUUGUCAAAAAUAUCAAAUCUUUUAUUUUCCUUUCUCUCUUUUUUUUUUUUUAAGUGAUUAUCGAUUACUUAAACUGCAUAUUGUGGGUUGGUUGGAUGCGUUUCUGGCUGUUGAAUGUUCCUCUGUAUCUGCAUGCUUUCGGUAGGCAUCCAUCAUGUACGUGAUGCGCUAAAUGCUGCAUGCGAUAGAAUAUGAAACCCCCAAAACGUCACGGUGUUAGAGCGGUGCUCCGCUUCAGAUCUGCGCUUUGAGAGUCGCCCUCUGUGUUGAUGAACGUCUGGUGUUAUAACGUGUCAGAAUGUGGACAGAUUGUCUCGGCCGCCCCCUGCAGAGGAUCGUUGCUCAACACUUUAGGAGUGUCACUGUAAGCACUGAUCCAGAUUAGCCAAAUUAAAGAUAAACUUUUGCACAAAGUUACUUUUAAAUAAAUAAAAAGGGGCCAAAAUACACAUCUGUGCCCAUUUUAUUGGCACAAAUCUUUAGCUAAGGCCCUCGAAUGUACAACAUUGUUAAAGUUCAAUAUGGUUUGUGGUUUCAGACAAAUUUUAUUUGGUUCCAUCGAUAAAUCCUCGAAGAGUUUCACACCCCUUGUCUAGCCUGUUUCAAAUUAUAGUUAAAUAGCAACGACACAAAUAGUCUGAUGUUAUUACAGACUGUUGAAAUAGAGGUUAAGUCAGCAUGUACUACAGCUCAUGAAUUAAUAUAAAUACUUCAAAUAAUGCUACUUUUAAGAGUUUUUAUGGAAACGUAGCUUUAGUUCAGUCGAAGUAUGACGAAGUUUGGCUCCUGGUUCCUUCUGCCUUUACCUGACAGGAGGAGGAGGAGCAUCGACUCGUGGAUUAGACGAGUAGACCUGUGCGAGUACUCGCUCAAUAGUGUCUCACAAGUUGUGGUUAAUAUCUUUAUCGUAAAUGUUGUGUUUAUGUCACUUUCUGAGCUUUUUCUUUCAGUUGUUUUCUUUGUUGUCCCUUUUUUUUAUUAUUUCUGAAGCUUCUGCUCAAGACAUUCAGGAGUGUUUCAAAGAUCACAUUUAAAACCCCAAUCUGACCAAUAUAUAGAUAAGAAUUCAUGAGACGUUUGUAAAACUAUCCGUGUUCCGCAUGUUCUCUCUCCUCCCAUGUUCCAAACAACUUCUUAGACAACUUUUUUUUUUUUUUUUUUGCAUGUGCCAAACCUGGAGAAAACCUGAACCUGACGAUAGCAGCCUUGCACUAGCUGGAUGACUUUCUGUGGCAGCUUCUCCCUUGUACAGGCUGCUCUGUUGGCCACGUCACUUAUAGUAGCAUGCUGCCAUGAGUAUAUCAGUGCACAUCGUGUCAGUACACAUAACAAUGCCAGUCGGUCAGUUUGAUAGACAGUUUAUCGUGCACGUUACUAGAUUAACCUCUUUUCCAGUUACUGGAUCGUCUCGUCGUCAGCAGAAGUUUGUCUGAAAAA